UAGAACAACAGACUGAAAUUUUACAAAAUUACUUCAUUAUAAAAGUUAAAACUGAGAGUUGUAUUCAUCAGAAUAAAACAGAGUGAUUCAAAACAAUCUCAAGUAUAUAAAGAGUACAGAGAAUAGGUGAAAUUAUUCUGCAAAGAAGUGACGUUGAAUAAAGACGCUUGAAAUGAAGAUAUGCUGCUGCUGCCAAAUAGUAACUGCGACAAUCAUAUUUGCAGCAGCAAUUGGCGCAGCGAUAUAUUUGAUCCUGAAUUUGUCUUUAGAUCAACAUAAGACGAACAACACAUCUCUAUACAGUCCUUGUGAAGAUUUCUAUCAGUAUGCCUGUGCUGAAUGGGAGGAAAAUAAUGACAUUCCAGAAGACUCGGUCGGGAUAAAUACAUUUUCAAAGGCUUAUAUGGAAAUAAACCGGUACUUCUGGAAAAUAAUGAACAAUAAAUCUUAUUCUAACAAUGAUUUACAUUUGGAAAAUGCUCAAAAGUAUUAUGCGUCAUGUGUUAAUAGGAAGCAUAUUUCCUCACAUAAUCUAAAACUUCAGACGCAUGAACUGAUAAAACUUACAUUUGGUGGUUGGGAACUUUUGCCGGAAAUCAUUCAGACUACACCGGGAAGUAAUACCGUCAAACAGUUCAUGGACAAAUCCAGCUUUACUGAUUGGAUUUUACCAAUAUUAAGGUCGACUGGACGUUCACCAAUGUUCAGCUUGUCCGUUGACGUGACAGGGAAAGUUAUCCGAAUACUGAAGGGUCACUUUGCGUUCGAUACAUUUAUUUAUGCAUCAAAGGAAAAUAGGCAGGAGGCCUUAAGCCAUUUGGAGAAAACUGCGUAUGACCUCGGUGUAUCUAAAACUCAAAAGGAAAAGAUAAAUGAUGCUUUCUCAACAACUCUUGAAUUUGUAAAAGAAUUAUUGAUUCCAUUACAUUUGGAGACAUCGGAAACUAGUGAUCCCAUUACAAUAUCAGCACUGAAGAGUCGUUGCACACUUAUUGAUUGGGAUGUUCUGUUCGAAAAGAUUUUCGGUGAAACUGGAUUUCCUAGUUACAGAGAAAUGACAGUACAAAUAAGUGAAAAUGUUAUUCUUGAGAAGAUGUGUUCAAUGUUGGGUGAACUGCUGAAAUCUAGUCAUGGAAGAAGUAAACUUCAUAACAUGUUAGUGUUGGACUUUUUGGUGGAACAAACUAAGUAUGAAGAUAAAAUGUCAGAGGAAAAUAAUCUCCUACAUAAUGAAGAAUCUGAUACAACCUUUUCAACGCAUUGCAUCGACCGUUUAAGACAAAUAUUUCCAUGGACACUUGAGAAAAGUUUCCUAUCGGAUCAUAUAAAUGAAAGUCAUAAAAUCGAUGUAUUAAAUUUAAUCAAUGAAAUAAGGUAUACACUGUCUGAUUUAACUUCAAGAGGCCAGUGGUUGGAUAAUGGGGCAAAAGCCAAUGCCAAGGAUAAGAUUUCACACACAUCAGCACUCGCCCUAUCUGGGAAAAAAGAGGAUAUUUCUACAAUACAUCAGUAUGCAAUGGAUGAGAACAAUCCUAUACUCAAUGAGUACUAUGCUCAAAAGUCUCAAUAUUUUGAUAAACUUAAAAUAACUCUGCCCUCAGAUGAUACGCACUUUAGUUCAGUAACACCAACUUUCUCUGCAUCAGCUACUUACAAUGUGCUUGGAAAUCGCAUAAUCGUUCAUGCUGGACUAAUACGUCCACCAUUUUAUAAUGGAAAAGACGACACUCCAACCAAAUAUGGAGGGCUGGGUUCAAUAAUUGGUCAUGAAUUCGCACGCGCUGUAGGUAUUGCAAGUACAGUAUACGGUGCGAAUGGUAGAAUGCUACAACAGUCAAUCGCAGCGAAGAGAUUUAAAGAUACAUUAAAUCGCACGCAAUGCCUGGGCGAUUUUUACGGGACCUACAUUGAUAAAUCUCAGGCCUACAAUGCUUUCAGUAUAGAUGAGAUUCUAGCGGACAAUGUAGGCGUAAAAGCGUCCUAUGAAGCAUUUCAGAAACUGAAAGAAAAUACUCCAGCAAAAAAUUAUCUAAAUUCAAAUUCCCCUCUUACUUCUGAUCAAUUAUUUUUCCUCAAAUAUGCUAAGAGUUUCUGUGGGUAUAUGAGUCAAGAAGGAAUGCUCGAAAAUGCUUAUUCAAAUGCUAAGCUACAGACAAAGGAAAGAGUAACUGGUGUUAUUUCAAACAGUAAGGAAUUCGCAAAGGCCUACAAUUGUCCAGUCGGUUCUCCAAUGAAUCCUCCUGAAAAAUGCCAUUUGUGGUAGAUUUUAAAAUUUGAUUUUCAUCCUUUUAACAAUAACAAUAAUAAUGACUUUAUUUCAAACAAUACUUUUAAAACAAUGUAUUUUCAUGAUCAGUGAACAUGUAAAAGACAUCUACUUCCAUUCUUUUGAAAUUUUAAGCUAAUGUGUUCAUUAUUGUUACCGAUAUGAUUAUAUCUAUUUAGGAUACUGAAUUCUUCUUGUCCAUAAGAAAUAUUCCGCCCAUUUUAUUUUAAGACCUCAUUAUGCAGAAAUAAAUCCAAAUUGUUCAUA
Trichobilharzia szidati is the source of this 2533-nucleotide messenger RNA. The record is from the annotation of a GenBank genome assembly. Lineage: Eukaryota; Metazoa; Platyhelminthes; Trematoda; Strigeidida; Schistosomatidae.